Messenger RNA from Medicago truncatula (barrel medic), 2727 nucleotides. RefSeq lists its product as uncharacterized. The transcript has a single exon. Bases 1 to 2727 code for a protein of 908 amino acids. The record is from RefSeq and is a predicted model, not a curated record. Lineage: Eukaryota; Viridiplantae; Streptophyta; Magnoliopsida; Fabales; Fabaceae.
AUGUUAGCGGCAGAACAGGAAAACGCUCAGCUCAGAGAGGAACUGGUUAACCUCAAGGGGGAGAUGGAAAGAAUGGCACUUAUGAUGGAAACUAUGAUGGCUGAGAGAGAGCAAGCAGCAAUCUCCAAUUCAACUCCUGUUGUGGUCGUCACAGCUGCACCUGAGGGUCCCCCGCAACCAUCUCCGACUACUACUACAAUUAUCGGCCUCACCCAGCCUCUGAUGACUGAUUUUUCUUCUGGUAAUAUGGCAACUAUGGGCAACUCAGGCUUCCGUCCUCUUGGCCCCCAGGGUCCCUUUGCUACUCCUCAGUAUUCCAUGCCUUCAGGCUACCCUUGGGGCAUGCCGAUUGCAACCAACGGGGGUUUUGGUCCAGGCGCUACUGAAACGCCUUUCGCACAGGGUCAACAGACUUCGGCACAUUUCCAGAUGAGUCAACCGAUUCCUCAAGCUACCAUGACUCAAGCAGGUCCUACUGUGCAUGUUGGGCCACAACAUGAAGAACAGAUUUAUCACUCCGACAGUAUAAUGGGGGAUGACAAAGCAAUCGAUUGGGAAGAAAGGUUCGGUGCUCUAGAGAAGAAGAUGAGUAAUAUGCGGGGAAAGGAAGCAGUCGUCCAAAGCAUAUAUGACCUUUGCUUGGUACCAGAUGUAAACAUACCUCCAAAGUUCAAGAUGCCUGUAUUUGAGAAGUAUCAAGGGGACACAUGUCCACAAAAUCAUCUAACUAUGUAUAUUAGCAAGAUGAUAGCUUACAAGAAUAAUGUUCCCUUACUCAUUCACUGCUUCCAGGAUAGUUUGACUGGUCCGGCACAUACCUGGUUCAUGGGAUUGAAAGGAGUCACUACUUUUGAACAGUUGGCUGAGGCCUUCAUGCAACAGUACAAAUAUAAUACCUAUCUGGCGCCAAGUCGCAAGGAGUUGCAGUCCUUAACCCAGAAAGAUAAAGAAUCGUUCAAAGAAUACGAACAACGCUUCAUUCAAAAAGCUGCUCAGAUUCGUCCUCCCUUGGAUGAGAGGGAACUUUCAGAAUUGUUCUAUGAAACCCUGAGCCCUUGUUAUUCAGAAAAGAUGAUUGUCUGUGCAUCACAGAAGUUCACUGACUUGGUGGAAACAGGAAUGCGUAUCGAGGAGUGGGCUCGUAAGGGAGCAGCUGUUUCGGGAAGUUCUUCAGGUGGUUCUUCAGGGGUUUCGUCCAAUGGUAAUAAGAAAUUUGGGAAUGGUUACCCAAAGAGGAAUGCUCAAGAGGUUGGCAUGGUGGCUCAUGGAGGACCUCAGCCCGUGUACCCUAAUCACCCCUUUGUUGCCAACAUCACCCCACAAAUGACCGCACCCCAGAACCCAAACUAUCAACCACCAAGACCUCAAGGGCCUUCAUUAUACUAUCCCCCACUAUAUCAACAACCAUAUAACCCACAACAACUCUCUCAACCACCCUACUAUCCUCAACAACCCUACUAUCCUCAACAACCAUACCAACAAAGGCCAUAUAACCCCCCACAACAACAACCCCGUCCUCAAGCUCCCUACAACCAGCAAAAUCAAAAACAACAAUUUGACCCCUUGCCAAUGACCUAUGGAGCAUUGCUCCCUUCUUUACUUGCACAGAAUCUGGUCCAAACAAUACCACCUCCUCGCAUUCCGGACCCUCUCCCACGCUGGUACCGUCCGGACCUUCAUUGUAUUUACCAUCAAGGGGCACCAGGCCACGAUGUGGAGCGUUGUUUUGCUCUUAAGAAAGAGGUUCAGAAACUGAUAAAUAGUAAAGAGUUAACCUUCACCGAUCCUGAUGCUGUAGCUCAGAACAAUCCUCUGCCUACUCAUGGGCCUGCUGUUAAUAUGAUUCAAGACGAUCGGGAAGAGGCUCGCAUUCUCUCUGUAGGUGAUAUCAAGACUCCUCUGGUACCGAUACAUGUGAAACUGUGUAAAGCAACUCUCUUCAACCACAAUCAUGGAGCUUGUGACAUAUGUUUGAUGGAUCCUCGUGGAUGUAUACAAGUCCAGAAUGAUAUGCAGGGUCUCCUAAAUAGAAGGGAACUUGUGGUUACAAGGGAACCCGAGAGCAAGGACGUCUGUGUUGUCACUCCGGUAUUCAGAGCCAGGAGGCCGCUGGUGAUAAACCCUAACAGUACAAAGCCCGUUGGUACUCCCUUGGUAAUCUGUGUGCCUAGGCCCACGCCUACUACUGCUCAGAAAGCUGUACCCUAUAAGUAUGAAGGCACGAUUCUUGAGCCCGGAAGUGAGACAACUUCACCUGUUGCUGUGGAUAAUAUCGCAGAGAAUAGCCGGAUUUUGAGGAGUGGCCGCAUCUUUCCUACGGUGGGUCCGAAGAGUGUUAGUGUUCCGGUCGAUGAGCCAGUAAAAGAGCGAAACGCCGGUAAAGGUAAAGCUGGGGAGCAGGCCAAAGAGUUUGACUUUGAGGAUGCCGAUGAAGUCUUGAAGCUGAUCAAGAAGAGUGAAUACAGGGUGGUGGACCAGCUGUUACAAACUCCUGCGAAGAUUUCCAUCAUGGCCCUGUUAUCAAGUUCUGGUGCUCAUCGGGAUGCCCUGAGGAAAGUUUUAGACCAGGCAUUUGUGGAUUAUGAUGUAACUCUGGGUCAAUUCGAAAGCAUUGUGGGGAAUGUGACCGCGUGUAACAGUCUGACUUUCAGUGAUGAAGAUCUCCCGGCGGAGGGGAAUAAGCAUAAUCAAGCAUUAUUCAUCUCUGUACUUUGCAGAACGGACUAG